Molecule: messenger RNA, 948 nt
Organism: Paraglomus occultum
Lineage: Eukaryota; Fungi; Glomeromycota; Glomeromycetes; Paraglomerales; Paraglomeraceae
Source: the annotation of a GenBank genome assembly
AUGGCUGCUGAGCUGCGUGCACCUACCGACAAAGAACUCGCCGAGUUUGUUUAUGUCAAGACAUUAGCUCAAGACGCUCGUGACAAGAGUAUCAAUGUCCUUGGGAGAUUGGCCAAAUCUCCUACCGAUGAACCUCAGAAUGCCAUUCUCUUGUUUCAGAGAACACCAUUCGAUGAAGGUGAAAUCCUUGACAUAUCCACCAGAUUUCAUACAUGGAAACCAAUCGAGUUUAAUGACAUUUAUUAUCGCUACACUGGCCAAACGUAUGACAUUGAAAGAUAUCCCGCUUUUAAAGCGACACUGAUUUGGCCUGCGACCGAUGCUCAUAUCGCCAAGUAUAGCCUUCAGGCUCGACGUCUGUUCAACGAAACCCCAGAGAUUUAUCAAAGCGUCGUGAAGCCGUAUAUCGAUGCACUCCCUCUAUCUAAAAUACAAUGGGUAUACAACAUACUGGAGAAGAAAGCAGAGGCUGACACUAUUAUUCUCGAAGUUGAGGGUGAAGAAAAAGGAUUUAUUCUUACUCCUGAUAUGAAAUGGGAUGGCAUUACCAUGGAUGCACUGUACCUUACCGUGAUUGUGCACAGGAGAGACAUCAAAUCCUUACGCGAUCUGAACGCUUCACAUCUUCCACUGCUCAAGGAAAUCAGACGCAAAGUACUUGAACUUAUUCCUCAAAAAUACCCAGCAGUUGGUGCUGAUGAAGUCAGGUUAUUUGUUCAUUAUCAACCAACCUACUAUCAUUUUCACGUACAUGUUGUUCACCUGAGGCAUGACACUAUCCCAGGGGGGAUUGUUGUUGGCAGAGCCCAUUUGUUGGACGACAUUAUUGGCAACAUUGAAACCUUUGAUCCAAAUUACUAUCAAAAAGCCACUCUUACUUACUUUCUCGGUGAGAACGAUGCACUUUUUGGUCGUCUCAGCGAAGCUGGGGCUAGGGUUUCGCCUUGA